Messenger RNA from Nerophis lumbriciformis (worm pipefish), 1479 nucleotides. NCBI's taxonomy places the organism in Eukaryota, Metazoa, Chordata, Actinopteri, Syngnathiformes, Syngnathidae. The record is from RefSeq and is a predicted model, not a curated record.
AUGGAUACAGCAAAGGAAAAGGCAUUAAAACCAACCCUUCAAUUGAAUUUGACCACAUUCACAGUAAAAAAUGGUGAAGAGUUGAAAGUAGAGAUACCAGUGCUGGGGAAUCCAACUCCAAAGAUAGAAUGGGAAAAAGAUGGACUGUCUGUUAAGGAGACAUCCAGGUUGGAGAUCUCAACUACAUCAUCAAUGACAGUUCUUCAUAUCAGACAUGCUGCGAGGGAGCACGUCGGUCAAUAUUCCAUCAAAGCGAGCAACACUGCUGGAAACGUUACAGGAGAAAUCACAGUGGUGGUUUUUGAAAAGCCAGACCCACCCAAAGGGCCCGUGAGGAUUGAUGAGAUCAGUUCUGAUUAUGUGUCCAUUUCCUGGGAGCCACCUGAAUACACAGGAGGCUGUCAGCUUGACAACUACAUAGUAGAGAAACGUGAAAUUAUUAACAUGGCUUGGCAGAUUGUAUCAGCAACGACAGUGCGAACUGCAAUCAAAGUCACCAAACUAAAGACUGGUAAUGAGUAUCAAUUCAGAGUGUUUGCAGAAAAUAGGUAUGGCAAGAGUACACCAAUUACAUCUUCAAUUGUCCUCGCACAGUAUCCAUUUAGUGUUCCUAGGGCUACUGGUACGCCUUUCGUGUCCGCAGUGACAAAGUACAGCAUGUUAGUCGAAUGGGCGCCCCCAGGAGAAGAUGGAGGCAGCCCAGUCACUGGCUAUUAUUUGGAAAGAAAGGAGAAAAACAGCAUCUUAUGGACCAAGCUGAACAAACUUGCCCUACCUGAUACCAGACUCAAAACAACUGGCCUGGAAGAAGGCAUUGAGUAUGAAUUCAGAGUUUUUGCUGAGAACAUUGCCGGACUCAGUCCAUCAAGCAAGAUAUCAGACUGCUAUGUGGCGAGAGAUCCCUGUGAGCCACCUGGUAAACCUGAAGCUGUUGUCAUUACUAAAGAGAACGUCACACUCCGAUGGGCCAAACCUGGCAAUGAUGGUGGCAGCUCCAUCACAGGCUAUGUUGUGGAAAAGAAAGAGCUUCCAAAUGGCAGAUGGAUGAAAGCAAACUUCACAAAUGUAAUUGAGAAUCAAUUCACAAUUACAGGCCUGACAGGAGGCCAAAGUUAUGAGUUCAGAGUAACUGCAAAGAAUGGUGGAGGCGUCUGGAGCAAACCCUCUGAAAGUAUAACCAUCUUUGCUGAAGAUGUAAUUGAAGGACCCUCUGUGGUCAUGGACUCCAAGUUUAAGAGUACAAUUGUGGUUCAGGCUGGCGAAACGUUUACAAUUGAAGCUGAUUACUUUGGAAAGCCCCUACCCGAUAUAAGGUGGCUGAAGGAGGAGGUGGAAAUAAACAAAGCUACACCAAGAACAGAUGUAAAAAACACGCUCACCCAUACAACACUAACUAUCAGGGACUGUACACGGACAGAUGGAGGACGGUUUGUACUGAGUCUCACAAACAUUGAUGGAACAACAUCGAUGGACCUCUGA